AGAUUUCCUACAAAUUGGAUCGAUUCUGUUCCUCAGCUACGUACUUGCCAUGGAUUUCUGUCAGAGUGGGCAAGAUUCUAACGACGCUUUCGAAGAAUUCAGACUGAACUUGUGUAGAUUCAGGUGGUACAAUUGGGACGAAAUGAGUAAAAAGAUGCUAUUGAUCAUUUUAACUCGCACCCAAAAAGUUGAAACUAUCAAUACUUUGGGCAUGUCUGUUGAUAGAACACUGAUGGUCAGGAUGCCUCCUUUACGUUGGGGUGUUGUAGGAGCAGGAAGAAUCACUCACGAUUUCGUCACAGCAGUACAAAUUUUUCCGGAAGAACAUACAGUGGUUGCAGUUGGAAGUGGCAUUAUAGCAAGAGCUGAAAAUUUUGCGAAAGAGCACAAUAUUCCGAAAGCAUAUGAUGAAUAUGGUUCAAUUGCAAAGGAUAAGGAUAUUGAUGUUGUUUACAUUGGCAACCUCAACCCACAACAUUACUGCACUGUGAAAAUGAUGCUGGAAAAUGGAAAACCCGUCUUGUGCGAAAAACCACUUACCUUAAACGAGAAGCUAACAACGGAUUUGGUGAAUCUUGCAAGGUGCAAACAAGUUUUUCUCAUGGAAGCUGUUUGGUCAAGAUGCUUUCCCGCCUAUCGGAAGUUGGAAGAGCUUAUCGCAGAUGGAAACAUUGGAGAGGUAUUGUACCUCAACGUCAAUUUCGGUUUCGAUCUUCAGAAUAAAGAGAGAGUCAAGAAUAAGGACCUGGGUGGAGGAGCCAUUUUGGACAUCGGCGUUUACUGUCUUCAGUUUCAACAGUUCGUUUUUCGAGGAUUACAGCCUACCAAGAUGGUUGUUAAUGGUUCCCUCACACAAGACGGAGUUGACGGCACUACUGGAGCUUUGAUCUCCUAUCCUGGUGGUAAAUUGGCUUCGAUAACUUGUUCAGCUGAAGUGAAGAUGCCGAAUGAAGCAAUUAUAGUUGGCACUAAGGGAACUCUUAGGAUUCCAAACUUCUGGUGCCCGACGGAAAUUAAAGCCGAGGAUCAAACCUAUAAGUUCGAUCUGCCUCAAAGCAGAGUGAAGUUCAAUCAUAUGAACAGCGCGGGAUUGUCUUACGAAGCGAUGGAAGUCAAGCGAUGUUUGGAAGAAGGUGAGCUGGAGAGUAACAAAAUCACUUUGGACGAAACGAUACAGCUAGCCAGGUUCAUGGAUACAAUGAGGAAAGCAGUUGGCUUGCAGUUUCCAGAAGAUUUCGAUUGAAUUUCCAAUGGCAUUUAUACUUUGUGGGGAUUAAACAAUUCAAUUUGCAA
Coccinella septempunctata (seven-spotted ladybird) is the source of this 1293-nucleotide messenger RNA. RefSeq names its product trans-1,2-dihydrobenzene-1,2-diol dehydrogenase-like. The record is from RefSeq and is a predicted model, not a curated record. The transcript has 6 exons. The coding region runs from base 50 to 1243 and encodes 397 amino acids. Gene Ontology annotation, molecular function: nucleotide binding. Lineage: Eukaryota; Metazoa; Arthropoda; Insecta; Coleoptera; Coccinellidae.